Molecule: messenger RNA, 2100 nt
Organism: Nicotiana attenuata
Lineage: Eukaryota; Viridiplantae; Streptophyta; Magnoliopsida; Solanales; Solanaceae
Exons: 4
Coding region: 1-2100 (699 amino acids)
Source: RefSeq, a predicted model, not a curated record
AUGGGCAAUUUCAAUGUUGUGCUGAGUCAGGAGGACAGAUUACAUGGGACACAAGUUCAAGAUUAUGAAACAAGGGACUUUAGGGAGUUCAUGGUGGAUAAUGGCUUGGUAGAACUGCAAACUAUCUGUAGGAAUUAUACUUGGACAAAUAACCAUACUUUUAGCAGGAUCGACAGAGCUAUAGUAAAUGCAGCAUGGUUGAAUAAUAUGACAACAUUGAUAGUCCAUAUAUUAGACCCACAUAUUUUUGAUCAGUCUCCUUUGAGGAUCAACUUUGCUGGACAAACCGAUAGAGGAGGAAAACCAUUCAGGUUUUUCAAUUGCAUAGCCAAGCAUAAACAAUUCUUAACAGUAGUAGAGGAAGGGUUGAAGAAACUCAAUUUUGAACAAUUUCAUGGAGUGGAUAGAAGGCUGAAACAAAUAAGAAAGCAGUUGAAUGAAGUUCAGGAGAAGCUAGGACAAUCUAUCCAGGAUGAUAUCUUAAUUGAGGAAGAAAAAGUGCUCAAGAAACAAUUAGAGAAAUGGGGAGUGAUUGAAGAAAGCAUCUACAGGCAGAAGUCUAGAGUUAAAUGGUUAAAGGAAGCAUGGAUAAUUAUAGGGGAUGAGGUUACAGAAGCUGUCUUAGAUUUCUUCAAGACUGCUACUAUGUUUAGAGCUGUGAAUUGCACUUCAGUAACACUGAUUCCAAAGGUAAAAAAUCCAGCAUCCAUAAAAGAAUAUAGGCCUAUUUCAUGCUGCACUACAGUAUACAAACUCAUUUCUAAGAUCUUAACGAAGAGGCUACAGACAGUUAUGAACGAUUUGGUGGACGAUUGCCAGUCGGCUUUUGUGCCAGGCAGGAUGAUCACAGAUAAUAUAAUACUUAGCCAUGAAUUGGUUCAGGGUUAUGGAAGAAAAGGAAUUUCACCAAGAUGCACAAUAAAGUUGGAUAUGCAAAAAGCGUACGAUUCUCUUGAGUGGGUAUUUCUAGAACAAAUUCUAAUUGGUAUGGCAUUCCUGGAUAUGUUUGUAAAAUGGGUUAUAAGCUGUGUCAAUACAGUGUCUUAUUCUAUCCUACUGAAUGGAAAACCAACACCACCUUUUGAUGCCAGGAGAGGACUAAGACAAGGAGAUCCUUUGUCGCCAUUUCUCUUUGUAUUAGCAAUGGAAUACCUAACCAGAAACCUGAAGACCUUAAGGAAAAUACCUGAUUUUAACUAUCACCCCAGAUGUGAUAAAAUGCAAAUAGUGCAGCUUGGGUUUGCCAAUCAUCUUCUAUUGUUUUGCACGGGUGAUAGAGGAUCAGUAAAAUUAUUAUAUGACUGUUUUCUGCAAUUUUCCCAUGCCUCAGGUUUAACAGUCAACAAGCAUAAAAGUUCCAUCUUCUUUGAUGGAGUUUCUGAUAAUGAGAAGAAGGAAAUUAUGGAAGAUUUGGGAAUCCCUAAAGGUGAACUACUAGUAAGAUAUCUUGGAGUGCCCCUCAGUACUAAAAGAUUAUCAGUUUCACAAUGUCAGCCUUUAGUAGACAGAAUGACAGGGGAAAACGAGAUAACUAGAAAGGCAUUAGUUUCAUGGGACAAAGUCUGCUAUCCCAAAUCAGCUGGAGGUUUUAAUGUGAUUGAUAUCCAUAUAUGGAAUAAGGCUGCUAUAUGCAAACACUUAUGGGAUCUAUGCAAGAAAAAAGACAGAUUAUGGAUCAAGUGGGUCCAUAACUACUAUGUGAAGAGAAAUCACUUGUGGGAGAUUAAACCUAGAAAUGCUUCUUGGAUGGUGAGCAAGGUGUUUAAGGCAAAGGAGACUGUUGAAGCGGCUGGCUACACAUAUGAAGAUCUGAUGGAUGUUACUCAGUUCUCAAUUAAGAAGUUCUAUCACAGGUUAAGAGGUGACUUCCACAAGAUUAGCUGGAGAAGACUAGUGUGUAAUAAUCCUGGAUGCAACAAAUGGACUUUUAUCUUGCAACUGGUAGCUCUUGGGAGAAUAUAUACAAAGGACAGACUGCUUAAGUGUGGUGUAGUAACAAACUUAGAGUGUCCUCUAUGCAACACUGAAGAUGAAUCCAUAGAACAUAUGUUCUUCAGCUGCAAGUUCUCUGCAGAAUUAUGGACCAAAUUGCUCAACUAG